This is a messenger RNA of Vanessa atalanta (red admiral), 1358 nucleotides long. Its product is annotated as gamma-glutamyl hydrolase A-like. NCBI's taxonomy places the organism in Eukaryota, Metazoa, Arthropoda, Insecta, Lepidoptera, Nymphalidae. Gene Ontology annotation, molecular function: gamma-glutamyl-peptidase activity. The record is from RefSeq and is a predicted model, not a curated record. The coding region runs from base 213 to 1274 and encodes 353 amino acids. Gene Ontology annotation, biological process: tetrahydrofolylpolyglutamate metabolic process. Gene Ontology annotation, cellular component: vacuole. The transcript is spliced from 8 exons.
AUGUGGCAUAUGUUCAGCUCAGGAUUAAACAUAAUAUAUGUUUUUUAUCAUUAUACUAGUAAUUUAAAUCCUAUUUUACAUAAAACAUAGAAAAGUUGUGAAAACAUUGCAGUGUUAAUAAUUCAAUUUUAAGAAUAAAGCAAUACAUUAAAGCCACUGAAGUAGCUGAAUGCUGAACAACACGAGCAACACUAAAAUAGACUAAUAUGUAAAUGAGUUGUUAUGAUUGCUGUUUUUCAUUGAAUAUUUGGUAUCAAUUGAUAACCAUGAAAGGGGUAAUAAUCAUUCUCGCAGCGUAUUUCUUGUAUUAUUGCAAAUGUGCCACCCGCACCUUUUAUGUGGAAAGCAAUGUGCUCAACGAUCGACCGAUUAUUGGUGUAUUGUCCCAAGAACAAUCGUUUUAUUUACACUCGAAAUAUCCUAAGGAAAAUUAUACGAGCUACAUAGCAUCUUCUUAUGUUAAGGAUAUUGAAUCAGCGGGUGCUAGAGUUGUGCCAAUCUUGAUUGGCAAAGAUCGUGGCUACUAUGAAGAACUUAUGAAGAAGAUUAAUGGGGUAUUCUUGCCAGGUGGAGCAACAUUCUUCAAUCAAUCAAACGGCUUUGCUGACGCUGGUCAGCAUAUUUACGAAAUCGCAAAGGAAUUGAACCACAAUGGAGAUUAUUUUCCGAUAUUCGGAACAUGUUUGGGCUUCGAGUUGCUUAUUAUUUUAGCUUCAGGACGAGGUGAAAUCGAAAAUAGAAUAAGAUGUUAUUCCCAUAGUAAUCUUCCACUUAAUUUUACGCAGGACUACCGUAGUAGCAAAAUGUUCAAGGAAACUCCAAUUGAUAUAAUUAAUAUAUUGAAAACCAAAGAUGUCACCGUGAAUGCUCAUCAGUUUUGCAUAGUCGACGAAAACUUAAAAUCUCACAACCUUACCAAUGAUUGGCGGGUGACUGCUCACAGCAAUGACGACUACAAAGUCGAAUUCAUCGCGAGCAUCGAACACAGGAGAUAUCCAUUUUACGGGGUGCAGUUCCACCCAGAGAAGAGUGCGUUUGAAUGGAAACUCUCGAAGAAAUAUCCGCAUUCGUACGAGGCUGUGAAAGCCAACCGUUACUUUAUGGACUUCUUCGUCCAGGAAUGUAGAAAAAGUCAACAUUCUUUCGCCAGCGCCGCCGAAGAAAAUCGUUACUUAAUUUACAAUUACGAACCACGUUUUACGGGUGUCCUCGGAAGUGCGUACCAUCAAUGCUAUUUCUUCGAACCCAAAGGAACAGUUUCAUAUAAAAAUUAAUAUAAAUAAUAUAUUAUAAUCAAUUGCGUGUUUGCAAAAAAAGUAAAGUUUAAUAAAGUUUAAAAAGUGUGACUUCCAUAUAUU